Molecule: messenger RNA, 963 nt
Organism: Penicillium cinerascens
Lineage: Eukaryota; Fungi; Ascomycota; Eurotiomycetes; Eurotiales; Aspergillaceae
Product: purine and uridine phosphorylase
Exons: 1
Coding region: 1-963 (320 amino acids)
Cellular component (GO): kinesin complex
Molecular function (GO): protein binding
Source: RefSeq, a predicted model, not a curated record
AUGUCGACCCUCCGCAUUGUCAACAAUCUCGGGGCUCUAUAUCGAGCCCAAGGAAAGCUUGACCAGGCAGAGCAGAUGUACGAACAAGCGCUAGCUGGGUUCGAGAAAGUGCUUGGAGCGGAACAUAUGUCGACGCUCAGCAUUGUCAACAAUCUCGGGGCUCUAUAUCGAGCCCAAGGAAAGCUUGACCAGGCAGAGCAGAUGUACGAACAAGCGCUAGCUGGGUUCGAGAAAGUGCUUGGAGCGGAACAUAUGUCGACGCUCAGCAUUGUCAACAAUCUCGGGGCUCUAUAUCGAGCCCAAGGAAAGCUUGACCAGGCAGAGCAGAUGUACGAACAAGCGCUAGCUGGGUUCGAGAAAGUGCUUGGAGCGGACCAUAUGUCGACGCUCAGCAUUGUCAACAAUCUCGGGAAUCUAUAUCGGGACCAAGGAAAGAUGGACCAGGCAGCGCGGAUGUACGAACAGGCGCUAGUUGGGUUCGAGAAAGUGCUCGGAGCGGAUCACACGUUGACCCUCGACACUAUCAAUAAUCUCGGGGUACUAUAUCAAGACCAAGGGAAGCUAACCCAGGCAGAGCCGAUGCACCAGCGGACGCUAGCUGGGUUCGAGAAAGUGCUCGGAGCGGACCAUAUGUCGACCCUCCGCAUUGUCAACAAUCUAGGGCAUCUAUAUCGGGACCAAGGAAAGCUGGACCAGGCAGCGCAGAUGUACGAGCAGGCGCUAGCUGGGUUCGAGAAAGUACUCGGAGCAGACCAUAUGUCGACGCUCAGCAUUGUCAACAAUCUCGGUGUUCUAUAUCGAGCCCAAGGAGAGCUGGACCAGGCAGAACAGAUGUACAAGCGGGCACUAGCUGGGUUCGAGAAAGCGCUCGGAGCGGACCAUAUGUUGACCCUCCGCACUGCCGGAAAUCUCGGGAAUCUAUAUCGGGACCAAGGAAAGAUGGACCAGGCAGCGCAGAUGUAG